Messenger RNA from Knipowitschia caucasica, 768 nucleotides. The record is from the annotation of a GenBank genome assembly. NCBI's taxonomy places the organism in Eukaryota, Metazoa, Chordata, Actinopteri, Gobiiformes, Gobiidae.
AUGAGCGCCCCCUCCCCCCUCCCCCUCCGGGUCAUCAGCCAGCAAACAGGCGCCAACGGUGCAUCACAGACGGUUCGGCAUCAUGGCAGCGUGGAGGUCUGUAGCACCCCUGCAGCGGACAGCACUGUGGCUGUCCCACCUGGUGCCUCUCUACCUGAACCGUCACAGCAGCCUGACGCUGUCGGCCGCCUUGAAUCCGCUGUUGCUGUGACAUCCAGAGCCAGACCUGAUAUUGCUAGAUCUGCAGCGGCAUUCGCCAUCAGUGUCCGGGAACAGUGCCACUUGUCACAGAGAACUGUCAACAGCGUCAUCUCGGGGGUGCAACAGUACCAAGCUGCUCUCCUUGACACACUGAGGGAGAGAAUCAGAAGGGCGUCUUUGUGCACAUUCUGGAGACUUCUGCCGUCUCCGACCCCCCCCCCCUCUUUCCCCACGUCCCCCCUAGUGUCCUCUUGCUUUGGAGAGAACAGGACCCGCACGCCUAAUAAUCUGCCUCCCCAAAGCCCGAGCACGACUCUGGCCUUUUCAUCAGCCGCCAUUGUUUCAGUCUGUUACCUCCGCUUGUGCUCCCUCACCACGGCAACUACCCCCCCCCCUGUCCCAUCUGUGGAUAGGCCUGCCAUGUGUCCUCCAGGAAGGGGGCACCACUGUAUGGAGAAAGUACAUGAUCCUGCCCUUUCACUCCUCACAUACUUAGCGCUGACCCCGGAGCCAAAGGGCACAAUAGCCGGAGCGGCGGUGGCUGCAGGCGCUCCUCAUCGGUGGUGA